AUGUUUGUUAACUUAUUGACUAGCCUCUGUCGACCUCGGGAUAGAUACCGAGAAAGGGAAAAUGGAAGAUCAAGUAAUGAAGGGAGUGCAAGAACAAAUACCGGCAGCUUGCAGCCUGAUACUACCACUAGUUCAUCCAUGGCUAUGCCAACUGUUGUGUUGUCCGGCUCUCGACCAUUUUCAGGCCAGCCACCAACCAUUCUUCAAUCUCGUGACCGGCAAGAUGAUUGUGGCAGCAGUUAUGAAGAAAGUUUGGAUGGAAGCAAGGACUUUGGUGACACUGGCAGUGUUGGGGAUCCAGAUUCAAUAACGGCAUUUGAUGGGCAAUCUGUUGGAUUUGGGUCUGCUCAAAGACAUGGAUCUAGAGGGAGCAAGUCUAGGCAAGUAAUGGAGCGGAGAGAGGGAAGAGAACGAGAUGGAAGACGGGAAGGGAAGUGGGAGAGAAAACAUUCAUGA
Messenger RNA from Dovyalis caffra, 456 nucleotides. NCBI's taxonomy places the organism in Eukaryota, Viridiplantae, Streptophyta, Magnoliopsida, Malpighiales, Salicaceae. The record is from the annotation of a GenBank genome assembly.